CGCUGGAGCAGCUUCUUCUGGAACCUGCACCGCCGCUGCAGCAACCAUGAAGGUGUGCAUCCCGAUUGUACUCGCCGUGGCUUCUAUUGCCUUGGCCCGACCCGAGCCCCCAGUCAACCAGUACUUGCCGUCUGCAGGCAACUACGCCACCGCCAGGGAGGACUCCUUCGCCCCGCCCCCAGCUGCGCUAUCCUCCACCUACGGCGCCCCUGCUAGCGCGUACUCCUCCCCUUCCUCCACCUACGGCGCCCCUGCUAGCGCAUACUCCUCCCCUUCCUCCACCUACGGCGCCCCUGCUAGCGCCUACUCCUCCCCUUCCUCCACCUACGGAGCUCCUGCCGCGGCCUCCAGUUCGACUUCCAGCUUCUCCAGAGGUUCCAGCAAGUCUCUCUCCAGGGCUGGAGGUCUCUCGCGCUCCUAUGGCACCCCGGCUAAUGCCCUAACCAAUGCCAUCUUCAGUGCUGCCCCGGCAUCCACGUACGGUGCUCCUGCUGCGGAAUAUAUGGCUCCUUCGCCCGUGUAUGGAGUCCCUGGAUACACUAGAUACAACCCUGCCGAAGACGACAUGUCUGAGCCGGCCAACUACCAGUUCUCGUACGAAGUGCAGGACGCCGAGUCGGGCAGCGAGUUCGGCCACCUGGAGAGCAGGCAGGGGGACGCCGCCUGGGGCUCGUACAACGUGCUGCUGCCCGACGGCCGCAAGCAGAUCGUGGAGUACGAGGCCGACCAGGCGGGCUUCCGCCCCAUGAUCCGCUACGAGGAGCCCCUGGCCGGCUACGGCCGGGGGGCGGGCGGUCCCUACUAGAGCCCUUGCUGCCUGGGAGUGCUGCAGACAGGACCUCGGAGCGCUACCUCGCCGUUGUCGUAGCAACUUACUAUUAAUGACAACAAUAUUUGGAAAUGAUUACCGGCCAAUUUCUUAACACGGUUAUCGCAAAUUUUGCAAAGUCUGUUAUUUAACUGACUAGCUGCAAACAAAUUAUCGACUUCCAUAAAUCUGACAUUCAGAUUUGUAUCGUUUGUAUGUUUUUUUUUUUUGUAUAUAGUUAUAUCAAAACUUUUAUUAAAUUGUACAGUUUAGAGUAAUCUUGUUGUACUUCGUUUACCUACAGUAUAAUAUUACAUAAUUUAUAAUUAAUGAAUGUAUGUGAACUAAUUUUGUAAUAAAAAUGUUCUACCGAAA
Molecule: messenger RNA, 1183 nt
Organism: Bacillus rossius redtenbacheri
Lineage: Eukaryota; Metazoa; Arthropoda; Insecta; Phasmatodea; Bacillidae
Product: pro-resilin-like
Exons: 3
Coding region: 47-805 (252 amino acids)
Cellular component (GO): extracellular matrix
Source: RefSeq, a predicted model, not a curated record